AUGGAUCAAGAAGAUGCUCCGCUGCUUUCCUCACAGCCUUCCACCGCUACCCAGGCCCAGGAUCGACGAAAACCAAACGCCAUCUUGGAUAUAUGGCUCGGCUUCUCCCCAUACUUCAAGUAUUGCAUCGGGCUAGAGCUCUUAUGUGAACUUGCGAUGAUGAUUAACACGGUGCCCAUGGUAUCUAUUCUAGAGCACUCGUUGUGCUUGCAUCAUUUCCAUGGAGAGAUCCCAGGUCCAGAUGCUUGCAAAACUCCACCAAUCCAACAAAGUUUAGCAGAAGUCCGUGGGUGGACAGCUUCCUUCGAGACCAUUGCCGCUAUUCUUGUUGCAUUGCCCAUGGGCCGCCUUGCGGAUAAUCGAGGCCAGCGCGGGGUAUUUAUGAUCAUCAUGCUAGGGAUACUGAUGAGCCUCACAUGGUCCUUGUUCAUCAUUGCGAGCGCCAAGCUGCCUAUUAGGCUUGUAUGGGCGUCUUCUAUCUUUCUACUCGUAGGAGGGGGUAGAUACGCCGCUGAAAUGCUUCUUGCCGCAAUGGUUGCAAAGGCAUGCAACGAAGAGACAAGAACUCGCGGCCUCUACCACUUCUAUUCGUGUUUCAUUUUCGCCGAACUCAUAGGUCCUCCAAUCGCAUCUGUCGCUGCUGACAUCUCCCCUUGGCUUCCAUUUAUCAUCAGCUACAUUCUGCUGUUCUUGACGUUCCCUGUCCUCGUGAUCAUGUCAAAAUAUGACACAGCGCCACAAUCACCGCAUACCAGUCACGAGCAGAGUAUGCAUCCAGAUGUCCCGCCAGUAAGACGUAACUGUCUUCGCAUAGCUCUCUCCGCCACAAUCGAUCAGUUCCAAAUCCUCAAAUUCAUCUUCUCAACUGGUAAAAUGCGAUUGGCAUCUACCAAUGCCCUCAUCAGUGAGGUCGCUCUCGUGAACCUGCUGCUUUUUUUGUUCAUCAUGCCAGCCCUUAUUCGUGUAGUUGGCAUCUACUUGAAACCUGAAGCUCAAAUCCUCAGCCUUGGUAUCUUGAAGUCCAGUUUAUCGUUUCUAUGUGUAGGAUCCUUACUUCUUGCCUUUGCUGCAAGUUCUCCCUUGUUAAUUGCUUCAACAAUGGUUUACGGCCUCGGGUUUGGCGCCCGCUCAGCCCUGCUAUCUCUCGUAACAUCAUGGAUUGACCUAGAAUGCACCGGUACCCUGUAUAGCGCGGUAUUUCUCCUUGAACAAAUUGGUAUGCUAGGCGGUGAACCCUUGAUCCAAAAUCUGCUUGGCAUUGCGGUUGGGCUGCCAGAUCCGUGGAAAGGCUUGCCGUUCAUCUGUGCCAGUGUAAGUUUUCAGCCAGCAUUGCCAACCAGCAACUUCUAUCUGACACUCGACCACUAG
Messenger RNA from Clonostachys rhizophaga, 1368 nucleotides. The record is from the annotation of a GenBank genome assembly. Lineage: Eukaryota; Fungi; Ascomycota; Sordariomycetes; Hypocreales; Bionectriaceae.